AUGGCCUCCACUCGUGUCCUCGCCUCCAGACUCGCCACUCAGAUGGCCACCAAGGCCGCCCGCCCUGCGGUGCGCGUCUCUGCCAUGCCCAAGCGCACCAUCACUGGCUUCUCCAGCCCCCUCCAGGCUGUCAAGCGCCAGCAGGCUACCACCAUCAAGUCCUCCAAGGUCUUCACCCAGGUCCAGGCCAAGCGCGCCUACUCUUCUGAGAUCGCCCAGGCCAUGGUCGAGGUCUCCAAGAACUUGGGUAUGGGUUCCGCCGCCAUCGGUCUUACCGGUGCUGGUAUCGGUAUCGGUCUGGUCUUCGCCGCCCUCCUCAACGGUGUUGCCCGCAACCCUGCCCUCCGUGGCCAGCUCUUCUCCUACGCCAUUCUUGGUUUCGCUUUCGUCGAGGCCAUCGGUCUUUUCGAUCUCAUGGUUGCCCUCAUGGCCAAGUUCGUGCGUCAUCACCAAUCCAUUCUCAUCUCAUCGAGACUCAUCAAAGCUAACAACUACGAUAGACGUAAGCGAUUUAUUUCGCACUGGCGAGCUGGGGAGAGGCAAGGAGACAGUUUUCGGACGGAGCUGUGCUCUCUUGACCGCCAUCUCCUCUUGGGACAGGUUCGCCUAUGGUCACGCAAUGGAGCAUCAUCCACUCCACACUGCGUGACGAGCUAG
Messenger RNA from Colletotrichum abscissum, 657 nucleotides. RefSeq names its product ATP synthase subunit C. The record is from RefSeq and is a predicted model, not a curated record. The transcript has 2 exons. Gene Ontology annotation, biological process: proton motive force-driven ATP synthesis; proton transmembrane transport. Gene Ontology annotation, molecular function: proton transmembrane transporter activity. Bases 1 to 657 code for a protein of 218 amino acids. NCBI's taxonomy places the organism in Eukaryota, Fungi, Ascomycota, Sordariomycetes, Glomerellales, Glomerellaceae.